Cottoperca gobio is the source of this 1418-nucleotide messenger RNA. It is a transcript of the gene foxd7, whose product is annotated as forkhead box D7. Gene Ontology annotation, biological process: regulation of transcription by RNA polymerase II; cell differentiation; anatomical structure morphogenesis. The record is from RefSeq and is a predicted model, not a curated record. NCBI's taxonomy places the organism in Eukaryota, Metazoa, Chordata, Actinopteri, Perciformes, Bovichtidae. Gene Ontology annotation, molecular function: RNA polymerase II cis-regulatory region sequence-specific DNA binding; DNA-binding transcription factor activity, RNA polymerase II-specific. The coding region runs from base 402 to 1343 and encodes 313 amino acids. The transcript has a single exon.
CUGGUACAGGCCUUCUUGGUACCCUUUGCGUCGUUUUCAUUGGUCAGGAUCCUUUUCCUCGCGCCUCAACGUGACAUCACAUCCACCCGACCCACAGGAAAGCAACAUAGAUUACAGAUGAUGCUGGACACCUCAGAGGACGCGCACACUUUUACGCUUUUACGCACAAUCACCCGCUGACCGCUCUUUAGCGCUUAGAGGCACACAAAUAAAGGAUAUCAGCGCGUGCGGUUUAGAGAGUUUUGCUUGUUGAAAAGUAGGAGAAGGAUUGCGCAUGGAUUUUUUUUUUUUGUGAAUGAAUAUGAGUCGUGCGUAAAAAUCUGUUGAUCGCAUUUAAGAGAAGAGCUGUCAUUCUCCCACCUGUUGGCAGGUGGUAUUGGCUUUGCCUGCGGACAUCUACUAUGACAUUGGGUUUGGAAAUCAUGGAGGAUAUUGUUAUCGACGUAGUAGGGGAAGGACUCAAAGACAGCGAAGAGGAGCAGCUCUUACCUUUGGAUGAGUCGCGCAGCACCGAGACUUCCAGCAGCCAGAGUAAAGACCGGGACACGUACAGCCCCGACCCAGCGUGUCCUUCUCCUGCUAAAGGCAAAGGUCCCGCGUCGGUGAAGCCUCCAUACUCAUACAUCGCUCUGAUCACGAUGGCCAUACUGCAGAGUCCGAAGAAGCGGCUCACCCUCAGCGAGAUAUGUGACUUUAUCAGCCAACGCUUCCCGUAUUACAAGGAGAAAUUCCCCGCCUGGCAGAACUCUAUCAGACACAAUCUGUCCCUGAAUGACUGCUUUAUAAAGAUGCCCAGAGAGCCAGGGAACCCCGGAAAGGGCAACUACUGGACGCUGGAUCCAAACUCCUCGGACAUGUUUGAGAACGGGAGUUUUCUGCGGCGGAGGAAGCGCUUCAAGCGGCAGCAUUUCCGCUUCGAUCCCCUGAAGGAGCAACACCUGGAGCCCAGUGGACUGCACGGCUUCCCGCACGGCGCAUACGGGUUUGGCGCGGCUGCUCUGCAGCUGCCCAGUCUGGAGAUUUACCCCUACCUCCAUCACCACCCCGCCACCAUCCCACCUGUCAGCAGCAUCCUGCCGGCUCUCUCCAGCUUCUUCACCCGCAGCGCACUCACAGCCAAGGCUUUCCUGCAGGCGCAGCCCGGUUUAGAAGCCUUCUCCCCGGCUCAGUGCACCGCGUACUCCUCUCCUCUGACCUCCAGCGCUGCCUACGCGUCCCCUGCGCUCUUCCACCACGCGGUGUCCCCGCACUUCCUCAGUUUACACCAGGAGUAUCAGAAACUACAGACUCAGCGUGGCACCGUGGACCUGGCCAAACACAUCAACAUUGUUAACAAUGAAUAACCAGCGCCCCAGAAUUUGAACUUUUUCUCAGGUAACAGAGACGUUUAAAGCAGAAUUUCUCCAGCGUUGAUGAAU